Molecule: messenger RNA, 2033 nt
Organism: Periophthalmus magnuspinnatus
Lineage: Eukaryota; Metazoa; Chordata; Actinopteri; Gobiiformes; Gobiidae
Gene: cers3b
Product: ceramide synthase 3b
Exons: 13
Coding region: 342-1466 (374 amino acids)
Biological process (GO): ceramide biosynthetic process
Cellular component (GO): membrane
Molecular function (GO): sphingosine N-acyltransferase activity; DNA binding
Source: RefSeq, a predicted model, not a curated record
GCUUCCCAGCAUUCCAAGUGAAUUCUCGCAGGUGAGGUUGCACACUAAAUCCUAUUCUCAGAUGACUUGACCACAGCUAUUCUCCAAAGAAGUUCAGAAAAACAAACACAUUUUUUUUUUUCUAACUAAAGGAGUGAUCCUCUAUGCAAAGAGAAUGGGAGGGUGGGAUCAUUUACUAACCAGAAUGGAUGCUCAUUAGACAAAGCAGGAAAAGGACAGGAAACAACCAGAACAACUACAACAGAGAUUAUUAGCAAGUCUAACAUUCUUACCCAGGAUUCUCGGUUCCUCUGCCCUUUGUUGUAACUUGUCAAGACAACACUGCCUGCAGCAGCAGCAGCAUGUUGCAGACAGUGCAGGAGUGGCUGUGGUGGGAGCGGCUGUGGUUACCAGUGAACGUGUCCUGGUCAGACCUAGAGGACACAGAGAACAGAGUGUACGCCAAAGCGUCUCAGCUCUACCACAUAUUCCCAUUCGCCCUGGGCCUACUGCUACUGCGAUACCUGUUUGAGAGGUUCGUGGCUGCACCAUUGGCUGACGCUUGGGGAGUGAGAGACAAAGCACGUGUCCCAGCUGAGCCUCACCCUGUACUGGAGGAGUACUACUGCACCAGGACCAGGCUCCCCUCACAGACAGAGGUGCUGUCUUUGUGUAAGAAGAGCAGCUGGUCUGAGAGGAAGAUCCAGCUGUGGUUCAGGAGGAGGAGGAACCAGGACCGACCCGGGCUGCGCAAGAGGUUCUGUGAGGCCAGCUGGAGAUGUGCCUUUUAUUUCUGUGCUUUCUUUGGAGGUGUGGUCGCUCUCUAUGAUAAACCGUGGGUGUAUGACCUGAGGGAGGUGUGGGCUGGCUUUCCCAAACAGUCCCUGCUGCCCUCACAGUACUGGUAUUAUUACUCUGAGAUGGGCUUUUACCUCUCCCUGCUCCUCAGCCUCACCUUUGAUGUCAAAAGAAAAGACUUUAACGAGCAGGUGAUCCACCACAUAGCCACACUGACCCUCCUCAGCUUCUCCUGGAUCUCCAACUACAUCCGCAUCGGGACUCUGGUGAUGGCCGUGCACGACUCUGCCGACAUCCUGCUGGAGGGUGCAAAAGUGAUCAACUACGCCAAAUGGAACAAGGCGGCUAACAUCAUAUUUGUGGUGUUCACGGCUUUGUUCAUGCUAACUCGACUCGUCAUCUUUCCCUUUUGGUUGAUCCACUGUACCUGGGUGUACCCUCUGGAGCUGUACCCUCCCUUUUUCGGGUACUACUUCUUUAACAUCAUGUUAGUGGUACUGCAGGGGCUGCACAUAUACUGGGCUGUGCUCAUCUCACGUAUGCUCUUCAAGUCACUAUUCAGCACGUUGGAAGGUGAUGACCGAAGCGAUGCAGAGGAGGAGGAUGACAGCGAUCCGUCCAAAGAGAUGAAGCACAAACCCAGGCACAUAAACGGCUCCGGGCCCCGAGGCCGAGCCACCGGACACUGACCCCACAUGGACCACUGCACACGUCCUUUACAUAAGACUGAAAACUCUGGACUGUCACAUCAUGUAAUAUAACCACUACAUUUGAAGGAAGCUGAUAGCAAACUAUUUUAAAGGUGCCAUAUGACGCUACCUGAUGUUUAACUGUGUUUGAAGGUUGUGCCUCAUCAAAAACAAUAGUUAUAUUUGUGUAUAUUUGAAUGAUCUUGCAAAUUUAGGUGUGCAUUUUGGGAGCCAUUUUGCCACUGGUCUACUACACUACCUCCCCCAACCUCUAUCUGGACUUAGCCCAAUCAUUCCACCACUCAAACUACCUUCGCUACUACUAAUUUCAUAUAAGCAGCUAUUGUUUUAGCAUUCUUUUAACUGUCUCACACUCCCCACUGUUUGCAGCAGAUGACGCAGGGACUAUACGACGAUUUUUAUGCACUGCAAUCAUGGCUGAAUACACUUAUCAUUUCAAGUUACAGAAUGUGAAGUAUGCGGAUGUCUUCAAAAGUAUUGAAGAGAGAGAUUUAGAGUCAUGAAUAAAUAGAUUUUGUCUCAAAGGUGUCAGCUGUUGUAGUGGUU